AUGGCGCAAGCAGUAGAGAACAGUCAGUUCUUUGCUGACAGAAGAACGAACGGCGCUCUCGUCGUCUCAGACACGCCGAAGUUCGACCUGGAGAGCUACGCCGCCAACUACGAUCAACACACAAGAGUGAGCCGCUUGAAGAACAUUGCCCACCUCUGCCCACCGCUCGCACUCGAUGCCCUCCGCCUAGCCAUACCCGCCUCCAAGACUGCAAAGGACACCCAGCAGUAUCUCGACCUCGCAAAGCUACUCCACUCGCUCAGCCCCAACGAUGAACUGGCCAACGUCGACACUGCAUGGGCCGAGAAGACGAACAAGCUGAACGAGCACGAGACCGAACGUCUAGAACAUGAGUUGCGCGGCUACAAGAACAACCUUAUCAAGGAAAGCAUCAGAAUGGGCCAGGAAGACUUGGGCACUCACUACCUCAACAUGAACAAGCUGGACCAGGCCACCAAGGCUUACCACAAGAUGCGCGAGUUCUGCACCACUCCCAAGCACAUUGCUGAGAUGACUCUCAAGCUGGCCUACAUCAACAUUGUGUCUCCUAACUGGAUCUCGACUGUCUCGACCGCACAGAAGGCUCGCUCAUUGAUGCUCCGUCCAGAGGACAAGCCACGCUUCGAUUCUGUCGCCCAGGCAUGCACUGGCCUGGGCUACCUCGGCUCUGCCAAUUACGCCUCCGCUGCUCACGCAUUCCUGGCCGUCGAUCCCUCGUAUGCCACCGUCGGCCCCGUAGCAAACAUCGACUUUUCCCGCGCCGUCAUGACCGCCAACGACAUAGCAGUCUAUGGCGGUCUUUGUGCUCUGGCCUCCAUGGACCGUCAACAACUCCAAGAUUCCGUUCUCGAAAACGCAAACUUCCGCAACUUUCUCGAACUUGAGCCGCACAUCCGUCGCGCCAUCUCCUUCUUCUGCGGCGCAAAGUACAGCCAGUGUCUCGAGAUUCUCGAAGCAUACCGUACAGACUACCUGCUCGACAUCUUCCUCGGUCCCCACAUCGCUAUGCUUUAUCACCUCAUCCGCAGCAAGAGCAUUGUUCAAUACUUCGUUCCCUUCUCUCAAGUCACACUCUCCGCCCUGACCGAAGCUUUCCCUAGACCUGGCGGUACAUCUCAGAUGAUGGAGUCAGAGCUUGUCGACAUGAUUCAGCGUGGUAUCCUGGACGCCAGAAUUGACACGGUCGACCAACUGCUCAUCGCACCUCCUAAGAAUUCUCGCGCCGAUGCCCAGCAAGGCGUCAUGGACACUGCCGACGAAAUCGAGCAUCUGCUUCGUCUGAAGUUGCACAGGAUCAACAUGGUCCAGGCUGGUCUGGAGAUCCAAGCUCCGAAAGCGACAAAGGGACCCAAGAAUCCCAUUCCUUCCCCCUGGGGCCCUGGCCAGACACUUGGUUGA
Molecule: messenger RNA, 1398 nt
Organism: Aureobasidium subglaciale EXF-2481
Lineage: Eukaryota; Fungi; Ascomycota; Dothideomycetes; Dothideales; Saccotheciaceae
Exons: 2
Coding region: 1-1398 (465 amino acids)
Cellular component (GO): COP9 signalosome
Source: RefSeq, a predicted model, not a curated record